Molecule: messenger RNA, 1740 nt
Organism: Dermacentor andersoni
Lineage: Eukaryota; Metazoa; Arthropoda; Arachnida; Ixodida; Ixodidae
Source: RefSeq, a predicted model, not a curated record
AUGCCAGGACUUCGGUUCUUUUGCUGCCCACGGUGUGCCUCUCACCAAUUCUCCUUAAGGUCACUGUUUAGGCACCUGCGCACUACCCAUGGCCAUGAAACAAAUUGGGUGUGCGGCUUGAGUGGCUGCAUGCAAACAUUUCGUCAGUUUUUUUCGUACAAGAAGCACGUAUACCGAAAACAUGCUGCAUUCAUGGAAGGAAUGCGCCCCCGUGACAUUUUGCGGCUAGGGAUGGCACGAAGAAGUACAAAUGCAGCACCUGAUGUACCUUCAGAAGAUGCAGAGUGUCUAGAUGUGCAGGCCGAACAGCAUGACUCUGCAAGUGACUAUGCUUAUCAACUGGCAGCACUACUUCUCAAAUGGAAGGAAGGAAGGCGGCUACCUGAAGCCACUGUACACGAAUUAGCCAAUGAUGUUAUUGACUUCGUGGAAGCCAUCGCACACCAUCAACAGAUACAACCUCAAGACGAGCCAGCCAUCAACAUAGAAGAGAUUUGCAAGCAGCAACUUGACCAGCUACGGACAAAAUCUGGCCGGACAAAUUACUGGAAAGCACAUUUUCCACUUGUUGAAUCCCGUACGGUUGUGUUGCAUGGAGGUGACACCACGGAAUACGUUCCUGUCUGUGAAGUGCUCACGUGCAUUCUUGAACAUUCACAACUUUCAAAUGAGUGCAGCAGUUACCCCUUUGCAGAUGGUUACAUGCAUGCGGUAUUUGAUGGAAGUGCAUUUCAAAACAAUGAGUACUUUGCAGGUGAUACCAGUAAACUUUGCCUGCAGUUGUACAGUGAUGAGUUUGAAGUGUGCAAUCCACUAGGCAGCAAGAGAGGAAAACAUAAAAUGACUGGUGUCUACUACUCGGUGCUAAAUUUUGAUGUGAAGUUACGGUCGGCACUGUCAGGUAUUCAUCUCUUACUCCUUGUCAAAGAUAAACAUAUUGCCACCUAUGGAUUUUGUAAGAUUCUUGAGCCAUUCAUUACAGAUGUCGGGAUACUAGCAAAUCAUGGCAUAACUGUGAACGGAAACCUGGUAAAGGGAUCUGUUUUCAUUUUCACUGGUGACAAUUUGUCUAGCCAUAGAAUUGGAGGCUUCAAAUGCACAUUCAGCCAUGGAAGAAUUUGUAGGCACUGCAUGGCUCUGCGGAACGAAACUGACUACAAGCAUUUAGAAGGCGAUUUUGUGCUUCGCUCGCCGAAAGGGCACAAACACCACUUGAGUAUGUUGAGUGCAGGACUGCCAACUCUGUCAUUGUAUGGGGUCAAGGAGCCAUGUGCUCUUUUGUGCCCCGGCUUUGAUGCGACGCUACACCUUCCUCCAGAUAUAAUGCAUGACCUGCUUGAAGGAGUCAUACCAUUUGCACUGCGGCAUAUAAUCUCUUCAUUAAUUGAACAACGAUUCUUUUCACUUGGUGAGUUGAACAAAAGCAUGUCAAAAUGGAUUUAUGAUCCUCAUGAUAUUGGCAGCAAACCAGAGCCCAUUUCUAAGCCAUAUCUUCUAGGAAAAGCUGUUUUGAAGGGGUCGGCAACAGAAGUAUUUUGCCUAUUUCGAAACCUAACAUUCUUUGUUGGGGAUAGCGUCCCUUCAGACAAUGCAGUUUGGCAGCUUUACCUACUUCUCCGAGAAAUUGUUGACAUUAUACACAACUCCCAGGAUUGUCUUUACAUUCCCAACGGUGCCCUUGAGCCACAUGUGCUCACUGCAGCUCUCUCUUACCCUUUACCAGUCCUGUCCCUUCACUAG